Messenger RNA from Ceutorhynchus assimilis (cabbage seed weevil), 1562 nucleotides. The record is from the annotation of a GenBank genome assembly. NCBI's taxonomy places the organism in Eukaryota, Metazoa, Arthropoda, Insecta, Coleoptera, Curculionidae.
AUGAAACUUUGCAGAAGAUUUCCAAUGAAGUUGCAACAAAAGAUGUUCUCUUCAAAAACUACUAUUGACCCUCAGGAAAUAGCCUUGUUUGAAAAACUAACUGCUAAUUGGUGGGAUUCUCAGGGUCCGCUAAAGCCCCUACAUGCAAUGAACACAUUACGAGUGCCUUUAGUAAGAAAUGGUUUGAUUAAUCAAGGAGUUGUAUCAAAAGAGAAUAUUUAUAGUUGCACACCGCUUAAAGGGCUGUCCAUAUUAGAUGUUGGCUGUGGAGGUGGCAUUCUGUCAGAAGCUCUAGCACGUUUAGGCGCCCAAGUUACAGGCAUUGAUGCAAAUCCUAGUGCAAUAGAUCUGGCAAAACAUCAUGCUCUUAAAAAUAAUCUUUCCAUUAAUUAUCUUUUUACUUCUAUUGAAGAGCAUGCUAUGGAAAAUAUCGAGAAAUAUGAUGCUAUAACUGCUUCUGAGGUGAUUGAGCACGUGACAAAUAAGGAACCAUUUCUAGAUGCUUGUGUAGAAUGUCUAAAACCUUCUGGCUCUAUGUUUAUGACUACAAUGAACAAAACUAUUUUUACAGAAGUUUUUGCAAUUUAUGCAGCUGAAAAUAUUUUUGAUUUGAUUCCCAAAGGUACCCAUCAAAUUGAGAAAUGUAUUGAACCUGAGCAAUUACAAAGAAUAUUAGAAAAAAAUUAUUUGCAAACUAAAGAAAUAAGAGGCAUGUUUUACAAUUUUCUCACAAAUGAAUGGUGCUGGUGCUUGCCAACUUGGAUCAGUUAUUCCUUGCAUGCUGUUAAACCUAAAGAAAGAGGGCGUUUUCUUCAAAAACAGCUCAUAAAGUAGCCCAAUUGGGAGAGCUAAUAGAUGAUUGGUGGAAUCCUCAGGGUCCGGCAAGGCCCCUACAUGCAAUGAACAAUAUAAGAGUACCUUUAGUGAAGAAUGGGUUGAUUAAUCAAGGAGCUGUAUCAAAAGAGAAUAUCAAUAGCUUCACACCGCUUCGAGGGUUGUCUAUAUUAGAUGUUGGUUGUGGCGCUGGUAUUCUGUCAGAGGCUUUAGCACUUCUAGGAGCCAAAGUUACAGGCAUUGAUGCAGAUCCCAAAGUCAUAGAGCUUGCAAAAUUUCAUGCCCAAGAAAAUAAUCUCUCCAUUGAUUAUCGUUUAAGCUCCAUUGAAGAGCAUGCUAUGAAAAAUUUGGAAAAGUUUGAUGCUGUAGUUGCUUCUGAAGUUAUUGAGCAUGUGACAGAUAAAGUGCCAUUUAUAGAUGCUUGUGAAAAAUCUCUAAAACCGUCUGGCUCCAUAUUUCUGACUACAUUGAGCAAAACUAUAUUUACAGAAAUUAUUGCAAUUCAUUUGGCUGAAAAUAUUUUCAAUUUGCUUCCCAAAGGCACCCAUCAGAUCGAGGAUUGCAUCGAACCUGAGCAAUUGCAAAAAUUAUUAGAAAACAAGCAUUUUCAAACUAAAGAAAUAAGAGGCAUGUUUUAUAAUGCUUUUACAAAUCAAUGGAGCUGGUGCCUUCCGACUUCGAUAUUUUAUUCUUUGCACGCUGUUAAACCUAAAAGAAGUAUUAUGUAG